Sordaria macrospora k-hell is the source of this 1860-nucleotide messenger RNA. RefSeq lists its product as uncharacterized. NCBI's taxonomy places the organism in Eukaryota, Fungi, Ascomycota, Sordariomycetes, Sordariales, Sordariaceae. The record is from RefSeq and is a predicted model, not a curated record.
AUGUUCAACCGUUUGCUGAGGGCCUUCAGCCCACGCAACAAGAAGUCAAAGAGCCAACCUCUACUUCGGUUCGCCGUGCGGAAAAGCCAUGAAGACAACCGUACCGCCAGGAAUCGGCUAAGAAAGCGACAAGGGCCGGCACCUACCCCGGCCCCAAGCCCUGCACUCGAAAGAAGCCAAGAUGACAGCAUUCUCGCCAGCUAUCAAACCAGACCUUGGCCUUCAGUCGACAUCGACCGCCAUGGCGAGGAGCGUUACCCCAGGAGAGACAGCCCACUAGUCGACGCCCUCAGAGGACGGUCGAAAUUCUCUCCGCCUCCCAGGACACGAGCACCGACGCCUUACCCGAGUGCUUCAAAGUCACAAAAUCUGAAGAGGGAGAAGACGGUACGCUGGGGAUCACCUCUCGAAACCCGCCUCGGAACACCGGCUGAAGAGGAGGGAAAGACAAAGACAGAGAGGGACGACUUGACCACUCCAACAAAAGAGCCGGCCACCCGGACAACUCCAAGCAAUGGGGAUGCGCCGAACGGUCAUUCAGCCAUGAAAGAGGAGGAUGUGAGAGUAUCAGCCAACGAAGCCCGACCGUUGCAACCAUUGCGCCGAAACAGGCGCUCAAGCAUCCCGAGACCAAAGCGUCAAGUCUCGACCCAGGACUCAUCAAAGCCCACUGCUUUUGUUGCCGACAUGCAAGAGCGUCCAUUCAGUUCCUUAAUACCACAGGCCAUGCCGGCGCCCUUGCGCAUCCCGACCAAGCGCCAUAGCCUGGCUCAGUCCAUGGCCUCAUCGGCUACUGUUCCCGUCAUCGCUGCAAAGCCUAAAGACAAGUCUUCCACCACAGAUUCCUCCAGGAAGAAGAGGUCGACGACCACAGCACCCAACUACAGCCGUCCGACUAGAUCAUCUCGGGAUUAUUCCUUCGAGAAUAAGCCCGAGGUGCUCGCCAUCAGCUCUCGUUCUUCCCACCAACGCGACAUUUGCGAGCCAAGACGUCCUGAUUUUGCCAAUGCCGUAAGGACCCAGACUGCCACCGUUGCAUUGGCAAAGUCUUGCACAACUCUGCCAUCCGAAGAAGCCGAAGAUCUGUGGAAUGAGGUUGGUAGCAUGGGCAAUGGCAACAGUGAUGCUCCCAAAUCCAUGCCCAAAUCAAGUACUACUCCGGUUAUGAAGACUUACCAGCAUGAUGUCCCAUCUAAGCCUCCAGCGUCCGCAAUCCCAGUGUCGCCUUCCAGAUCGUCAUUCCAGGCGGUCAAGAGCUUUUGGGACGAGCUUAGCACCACUAGCAGUUGCCAUGCUGUUGUAUCGGGUUCCGGCGGUGGAUCUCCAGUUGUUCUUGGUACUUGUAAGACUUCGAAGGUCGCGGAGUUGUCGACGUACACUGUAAACAGUCAGCCCAAGGGACUUGUUGUAGAUGUUGGCGGUAGUCGUGGUGUUGCUGGUGCUCCUCCAACCGGCCGUUCUAGAACUCUUGUUGUUCCCGAUCACCGUUUCUCCAGGAUUACCAAGCCCAGCUCAGCAACCGUCGCUUCCUGCAAGACAGAGAGUGAUCUCUCCAAGGCCUCUUCCAGUUCCGGGGCAUCGUACCACACAGCCAAAACCCAUCUUACUCCCAGCAACGCCGGCAGUUUGGCCCCCAGCGCUACCGGUUCCGUCGCCACUUCCAGCUCGAGGCAAGCUCAGUACACUCCUUCGAUCCAGUCCCAGUUAUGGAACGACCUCAUGGAGUUCUGCACCCCAAACCGAGAUCACAAGUCAAAGUCGUCUUUCUCUGCGCCAUACUGCGCUUGCGACGACUGCCUCUGGCGAAACGAGAGCGAGAUUGAUUUGUCCAGCAACGUUGCUCGUAUUGGCAGAUGCUAG